GCCCGUCACCAUGGAGACGGCGAGCGCCCUAUAAAGAGCGGCGAGGGAGGCCCUUCUGUUUUCAGUCCGCCUCUGGCUUCCUGGGUGUGCAGGUCUUUGCACGCGGCUCCCGUGCCUUCCAUCUUAUUUUUCCUCAGCUAUUAUUUUUUUCUUCUCCUGGGUGCUUUGCGCCUCGAUGGGUACAGAUUUCGUAAAUGCUUUUUAAGAACGCCGACAGCACAGCAGUUAAGAACGGCUCUUUUGAGAGCGUCGGUCUAGUCUUAUACUUGCCGGGCUUCUAUUUCACUGGAGAGCCUCCUUGGGAGCAAAGCUGAGGCUUUCUUUACUAUAAACCCCAUCUCUUACUUGUCCAUUUUGUUGCAUACUUUAUUUUGAACCGUUUUUUUAUAUUGCGACAAUGAACACCUUUGCUUGCGAAGACUUUGACUUCAGCUUUCUGGAAGAAGGCUUUACUGCCCGGGAUAUUGUGGAGCAGAAAAUUAAUGAAGUGUCUCUGUCUGAUGACAAAGAUGCUUUCUAUGUUGCUGACCUUGGUGAUGUUGUCAAGAAGCAUAUACGCUGGUUUAAAGCUCUCCCACGCGUAACUCCAUUCUAUGCUGUUAAGUGCAAUGACAGCAGAGCAGUUGUGAAGACUCUCGCCAUCAUGGGGGCAGGGUUUGACUGUGCUAGUAAGACUGAAAUUCAACUUGUACAGAGUAUUGGUGUGACCCCCGAUAGAAUAAUCUAUGCAAACCCUUGCAAGCAAGUCUCUCAAAUAAAAUAUGCAGCUAGUUGCGGUGUUGAGAAGAUGACUUUUGACAGUGAAGUUGAACUGAUGAAGGUGGCACGGAAUCAUCCAAAUGCUAAACUGGUUUUGCGUAUUGCAACAGAUGACUCCAAAGCAGUUUGUCGUCUUAGUGUCAAAUUUGGUGCCACUCUUAAAACAAGCAGAAUACUUCUGGAACGAGCAAAGGAUCUGAAUGUAGACAUCAUUGGUGUAAGCUUCCAUGUUGGAAGUGGAUGCACAGACCCUCAAACAUUUGUGCAAGCUGUUUCUGAUGCUCGUUGUGUCUUUGAUAUGGGGGCUGAACUUGGAUUUAACAUGCAUUUACUUGACAUUGGUGGUGGAUUUCCUGGAUCGGAGGAUGUAAAGCUUAAAUUUGAAGAGGUAACAUCUGUGAUUAAUCCUGCUCUGGAUAAAUACUUCCCAGUUGACUCUGGAGUGAAGAUAAUCUCAGAACCUGGCCGAUACUAUGUUGCAUCAGCAUUCACCUUGGCUGUUAACAUAAUCGCAAAGAAAGUGAUGCUAAGUGAACAGACUGGUUCUGAUGAUGAGGAAGAUGGUGCCAAUGACAAGACUCUUAUGUACUAUGUAAACGAUGGUGUAUAUGGGUCCUUUAACUGCAUCUUGUAUGAUCACGCACAUGUCAAGCCAGUUUUGCAAAAGAAACCAAAGCCAGAUGAGCAGUUUUACUCCAGCAGUAUCUGGGGACCAACAUGUGAUGGACUCGAUCGUAUAGUUGAGCGUUUUGAUUUGCCUGAACUUCAGGUUGGUGACUGGAUGCUGUUUGAGAACAUGGGCGCCUAUACUGUUGCUGCAUCUUCAACAUUUAAUGGAUUCCAGCGUCCAACACUGUACUAUGUAAUGUCAAGACCUUACUGGCAAUUGAUGCUGAGUAUUAAGGAACAUGGUAUCGUUCCUGAAGUUCACGACUUGAACACUCUUCCUGUGUCUUGUGCUUGGGAAAGUGGACUUGAGCUGAAUCCUACAACCUGCAAUUCUGCCAGUGUUGGUGUAGUUUCCCUGACUCUGUAACUGUAGAAGUCUUCAAUAGUAGCAUAAGGUUUUGGGACCAUUUAAUUUAAUUUUAUUCUAUUUAGAAAUAACUCCAGUGUAUGCAACAAACUGGAUGACUGUGAGAUGGGGGUCACAUUUAACUGUGUUCCUAUGGAAACAACUCUUUUGUUACACAUUUUUAAUUUUAUCGUUUACUUGAGAUACUAGUGCCCUCAAGCAUUUGUAGCUUGAAUGCACUGACAAAAUCAAACCUGCUUUUUUUUUUUACAAAUAAACUUUGAAAGCCAA
This is a messenger RNA of Pelobates fuscus (common spadefoot toad), 2065 nucleotides long. RefSeq names its product ornithine decarboxylase 1 (gene ODC1). Bases 398 to 1795 code for a protein of 465 amino acids. Gene Ontology annotation, cellular component: cytoplasm. Gene Ontology annotation, molecular function: ornithine decarboxylase activity. The transcript has 12 exons. The record is from RefSeq and is a predicted model, not a curated record. NCBI's taxonomy places the organism in Eukaryota, Metazoa, Chordata, Amphibia, Anura, Pelobatidae.